GCGUGGAACUGGGGGCGAUUUGUUGAUCGCAGUGGGCGUAGUAUCUGUUCAUAGUAACUGCAGUGAGAACACAUUACCACGUAUAGAGUGAGAGCAGUGUCUCACUGCCAAAUUAAGCACACACUGCCAGUUUAGAUAUAUGAUAUACAGACAAACUGCCUCUUCACCUUUCUUUGAUUCUUUCUUUCUUUCUACUGUAUAUGCCAAUACCGUCUUCUUUCUUUAUUCUCACUCACUACAAGAAAGACACAUAGAGAGAGAGAAGGUGGUUGUUUAUAGUAUUAUUCAGGAGAGAGUGUUAGUGAGUAUAGAGAGAAGGGUUUCCUAAUUCUUGGUUUGUUUAUUUCUUUUUUACCAUUUUUUAUUCUUUCAUUUUAUUGGUUUCCUGAGAAUUUUAUAUAUAAAACGAAAAGAAACAAGAAAAUGGUUGGAAUUGAUCUUAUGCAUCAGCAGAGGCUCUUUGUGAGGAACUUGAAGCAGCAGGGAAUAUUAGACAAUCACUUUGAUCAAGUCCUUGAGAUACGAACUGUAGACAAUCCUCGCUUUGUUUUGGAAGUGAUAUCCAUGUUCUUGAAUGAUGCUGAUAAUUGUGUCUCAGAGUUGAACAGAUUACUGAAUGAAGCUGUUGUUGACUAUACCCAAGUUGUCAACUAUUGUCACCAGCUUAGAGGCAGUAGCGCUAGCAUUGGUGCCCGCCUGGUGGCCGUUGCUUCUCGCGAGCUUCGCCUUGCUACUGAUGAAAUGGAUCAGCACAGGUGCUUGGUGGCUUUUGACAAGCUAAAAGAUGAGUACCAGAAUCUGAAGAACAACUUCAAUAUCAUUACCCAGAUUGAGAGAACCAUCGUGGCCAACCAUACCAGACGCCGCAACGUCCGACCAUAGAGUACUGGCUUUGAAGAUAUGAGUCUGCUCAAAUAUACCAUAUAUGAGUCUGAUCAUACAUAUAAUAAGAGCUCGCUCUAGCUAGAACUCAGAGCUGCAUGUUCAAGACUUUUUUAAUUGCAUGUUUCUGCGUUUGUGUUCUACAUGUAUCAAAAUAGCGGCUGGUCAUGUUGUUAUUUUGUCUUGGUUAAAACUGGUUUUCCAGCUUCAAAUAUAAGGAGUUUUCUCUA
Ricinus communis (castor bean) is the source of this 1112-nucleotide messenger RNA. RefSeq names its product histidine-containing phosphotransfer protein 1. The transcript is spliced from 6 exons. Gene Ontology annotation, cellular component: cytoplasm; nucleus. The coding region runs from base 424 to 882 and encodes 152 amino acids. Gene Ontology annotation, molecular function: protein histidine kinase binding; histidine phosphotransfer kinase activity. The record is from RefSeq and is a predicted model, not a curated record. NCBI's taxonomy places the organism in Eukaryota, Viridiplantae, Streptophyta, Magnoliopsida, Malpighiales, Euphorbiaceae. Gene Ontology annotation, biological process: phosphorelay signal transduction system; cytokinin-activated signaling pathway; phosphorylation.